Molecule: messenger RNA, 679 nt
Organism: Gigantopelta aegis
Lineage: Eukaryota; Metazoa; Mollusca; Gastropoda; Neomphalida; Peltospiridae
Exons: 5
Coding region: 109-432 (107 amino acids)
Source: RefSeq, a predicted model, not a curated record
UUAUAGACGAUUUGGUUAUUUAACUGUUACAAGCCAGCACCCAUUCGGGUACCAGCUCGCUUUUAAUAACGUUGGGUAAAGUAUCAUAUAGUUCAAAUAUCACCAAACAUGAGGAACGCUAUUCUGGCAUUAGUUUUAUUAGUGGGUUUGGUUGCUACGGUCAACUGUAAUUGUGUCACAGAGACUGCACAGGCAUGCAUUGCCACCCAAACAUCCGAGCUUGCAAGCUCCGGAUUUGACAUUGGAGGAAAAUGCAGUGCAUUCAAGAAUUUUAUAAAUUGUAUAUCAGAAGCGGGCUGCAUCAGUGAAGCUUCAUAUAAAACGCCUGUAGACACAGCCAAGUCAUUCAUAAGCACCUUCUGUAACAGCGGAACCAUGGUAACAGUUUCAGUUUUGACUCUGUUUCUUACUCUGUCCGCAGUGGCCUUCUAGUGAACCACUUUCUGUGUAUGGCAGCACGAACCACGUUACUCAAUCUUGGAAAUGCUGAACAAAAAAAGAAGAAAAAGAACUGUUACCAGAAUUAUUCUAGUUUACAAAUAAAGAAUAUUUUUGUCAGUACUAUAAAAUGUUAGAAAGCUAAUGACAAGUUAAGUUAUAUAUGGAAAUCUAAUAAACAUUUGUUUCCCUUCAAAGGAAUAUCAGUUUUCUAUUUAUAUCAAUAAAAUGUUUGAUUAUU